Lathyrus sativus (Indian pea) is the source of this 2961-nucleotide messenger RNA. The record is from the annotation of a GenBank genome assembly. NCBI's taxonomy places the organism in Eukaryota, Viridiplantae, Streptophyta, Magnoliopsida, Fabales, Fabaceae.
AUGAUGUGUUUUCUUAAACUAACUAUGUUUCUGUUCUUUUGUCUUGUCAUUGUUCAUACUCAUUCUAGAGUUCUUGUGGAGGAACAUAUUGAUAUUGGCCUUGUGAAUGAUAGAAACGCACUAGUUUCAUUCAUGUCAUGCAUUGUUUUCGACCUCGAAAAUGCGCUAACGAGUUGGAAAUCGAAUGUUAUUCAUGUUUGUGAUUGGUCUGGUGUGAAAUGCAACAAUGCAAGUAAUAAUAGAAGGAUCAUUGAGCUUGAUCUAAGUGGAAGAUCAUUGACAGGAACUAUUUCUCCUUCUCUUGCUAACCUCUCUUCGUUGCAAAUUCUCGACCUUUCUCGAAAUCAUUUGACGGGUCACAUUCCAAGAGAAUUAGGCUAUUUAGUUCAUCUUCAAGAACUUAGUUUAUCUUGGAAUUUUCUUCAAGGGGACAUUCCUUUAGAGUUUGGUUCAUUGCACAACAUGUAUUACCUUGACUUGGGAAGCAAUCAACUUGUGGGAGAGAUUCCUCCAUCACUUUUAUGUAAUGGAACUUCAUUGAGUUACAUAGAUCUCUCUAAUAAUUCAUUAGUGGGAGAGAUUCCAUUAAACAAUAAUAAGUGUGUGCUUAAAGAGCUUAAGUUUCUAUUACUUUGGUCUAACAAACUUGUAGGACAAGUUCCUUUGGCUCUUUCAAACUCUACCAAGCUUAAAUGGCUUGAUUUGGAGUCAAACAUGUUGAGUGGUGAACUUCCAUCUAAGAUUAUAUGUAAUUUUCCACAUUUGCAAUUCCUCUACUUAUCAUAUAACUAUUUUGUUAGCCAUGAUGGGAACACUAACCUUGAACCUUUCUUUGCUUCCUUGAUGAACUCGUCGAACUUUCAAGAACUUGAAUUGGCCGGAAACGGUCUUGGCGGGAAGCUUCCACGUAUUAUAGGUAGUCUUUCGUCUGGCGUGCAGCAUCUUCACCUACAAGAGAAUCUCAUACAUGGCUCUAUACCACCUCAGAUUUCCAACCUUGUCAAUUUAACUUUCUUGAAGUUGUCUAGUAACCGAAUUAACGGAACAAUCCCUCGAAGCCUAUGCAAGAUUGUUAGGCUAGAGAGAAUUUACUUGUCGAACAAUUAUCUAUCUGGUGAAAUUCCUUCAACUCUCGGCGACAUCAAGCAUCUUGGACUACUUGAUUUGUCGAGAAACAGACUUUGUGGUACGAUACCAGAUAGUUUUUCCAAACUCCCUCAGUUAAGAAGGCUUUUACUUUACGACAACAAACUUUCCGGAACAAUUCCUCCUAGUCUAGGAAGCUGUGCGAACUUGGAGAUUCUAGACUUGUCUCAUAACAGAAUCACAGGGAUGAUUCCUUCAGAAGUUGCAGCAUUGAGUAGCUUGAAACUAUACUUGAAUUUAUCGAACAACGAGUUACAAGGUCCUUUACCAUUAGAACUAACCAAAAUGGAUAUGGUUCUAGCUAUCGAUGUAUCCGUGAAUAAUCUCUCAGGAAGAAUCUCACCAGAGUUUGAAAAUUGCAUAGCAUUAGAAUAUCUAAAUCUUUCUGGCAAUUCCUUAGAGGGUCCUCUCCCUAAUUCUUUAGGACAAUUGCCUUAUAUUCAAUCACUUGAUGUAUCUUCAAACCAAUUGAAUGGAACAAUACCAGAGUCUCUUCAGUUUUCUUCCUAUCUCAAAACACUUAACUUCUCUUUCAACGAAUUCUCAGGAAAUGUCUCAAACAAAGGAGCAUUUUCGUCUUUAACCGCAGACUCUUUUCUAGGAAACGAUAAUCUCUGUGGUCCAUUUAAAGGCAUGAAACAAUGUCAUAGGAAAAAAAGUUACCAUUUGGUGCUUUUGUUAGUUCCUAUGUUACUCUUUGGCACACCUAUGAUAUGCAUGUGUAGGAACUCCAUGAUAAUCAAGUCAAAAGUGAGAAAACAACUGCGGGCUGUUAGUGACGGAUGUGACAUGGAGGAUGGAGAAGAAGACGAAACAAAAGAGCUCAGGUAUCCAAGAAUUUCUUAUAGACAACUUCGAGAAGCUACCGGAGGGUUCACUGGUUCAAGCCUCAUCGGUUCAGGUCGGUUCGGAAGAGUUUACAAAGGUGUACUCUUAGAUAAUACAAGAGUAGCAGUUAAGGUAUUAGAUACAACAACAACGCCAGACGGUGAGAUAUCACGGAGCUUUAGACGAGAAUGCCAAAUCCUUAAAAAGAUAAGGCACAGAAAUUUAAUAAGGAUCAUUAAAAUUUGCAGCAAGAAGGAGUUUAAGGCUAUUGUUCUUCCAUUGAUGCGAAAUGGAAGUCUUGAGAGGAACUUAUAUGAUCGAAACAAUGAGUUAAGCAAGAGGUUGAGUGUGACUCAAAUGGUUAAGAUUUGCAGUGAUGUAGCUGAGGGAAUGUGUUAUCUGCACCAUUACUCUCCUGUGAAAGUAGUGCAUUGUGAUCUUAAGCCUAGUAACAUACUACUAGACGAUGAUUUCACGGCUUUGGUUUCGGAUUUUGGAAUUUCGAGGGUUCUAAAAGGCGACGAUGGCAGUAACUCGACAUCUUUCAGUUCAACACAUGGUUUGUUAUGUGGCUCCGUUGGCUAUAUAGCUCCUGAAUAUGGAAUGGGAAAACAUGUUUCAACUGAGGGUGAUGUUUACAGUUUCGGAGUAAUUCUGUUAGAAAUAGUGACCGGUAAACGCCCUACCGACGUCCUCAUCCAUGAAGGCUCUAGCUUGCAUGAUUGGGUUAAGAGACAAUACACACAGCCACACAAACUUGAAAGCAUUGUUGAACAAGCACUUCAAAGAUUCUCUCUUUCUUGUGCGCCAAGGCACGACAACAAAAUUUGGGAAGAUGUUGUGUUGGAACUCAUUGAACUAGGACUACUCUGCACGCAACCGAACCCUUCAACAAGACCGACGAUGCUAGAUGUAGCAUACGAGACGGGGAGCUUGAAGGAUCACCUCACUAAUUUUUUCGCAAGAGAAGACAAUUUAAUUCUUUAA